UCUUGGCGCUGUUCAGUCUGCAAAGAGAUUCGCUGAAGUGUGCAACGCGCUGCGCACGCAACUAAAAAUUUCAACAACAAAAUAAAACGUUAAAAGUGAAAACAGACCAAAUCGAAAAAGAAAAAAUAAAAACUAUUUCGGUAUUUCAAUAUUUGUGGCAGGUGCUAACAGUAACGCGCUCAGGACUAUACAGGACUCUCUUCCAACAGACAACGACCAAUUAGAAAUUUAAUUAAGCCAUGUCAAGCAAUUGGCCCGAAAAUGUUGGAAUACGCGCGAUUGAAGUGCUCUUCCCCUCGCAAUAUGUGGACCAAACGGAAUUGGAACAGUUCGAUGGAGCAUCCGCUGGCAAAUACACAAUCGGUCUGGGCCAAGCGAAAAUGGGUUUCUGUUCGGAUCGCGAGGAUGUCAACUCACUGUGCCUAACGGUUGUCACGCGCCUAUUGGAACGCCAUCAUAUCAAGCAUACGGAUAUUGGAAGGCUGGAGGUAGGCACCGAAACGAUUGUCGAUAAAUCGAAAUCGGUGAAAUCUGUGCUUAUGCAAUUAUUUGCCACGAGUGGAAACACUGAUAUCGAAGGUAUCGAUACCACAAAUGCCUGCUACGGAGGCACUGCAGCACUUUUUAAUGCCUUAAAUUGGAUUGAGUCAUCCAGCUGGGAUGGACGCUAUGCGCUAGCCGUGUGCGCCGACAUUGCCGUCUAUGCAAAAGGUGCAGCCCGUCCCACAGGCGGCGCCGGCGCCAUUGCCAUGCUAGUGGGACCAAAUGCGCCACUGAUUCUCGAGCGUGGCCUACGUGCCACCCACAUGGAGCAUGCCUACGACUUCUAUAAGCCCGACCUGAGUUCUGAGUACCCGACAGUCGAUGGCAAACUUUCCAUACAGUGUUACCUCUCUGCACUGGACACCUGCUAUCGACUCUACCGCAAGAAAUUCGAAAAGCAACAGCCACAGCAUCAGUCAUUGGGGCUGCAGAACUUUGAUGCGAUCCUCUUCCAUACGCCCUUCUGUAAAUUGGUGCAGAAGUCGGUGGGUCGGUUGAGUUUGAAUGACUUUUUGCUUAGCAGCGAAACGGAGCGUGCCCAAAAGUUUCCCGGCCUGGAGCGCUUCAAUGAAACCACACUGGAGGGCAGCUACUUCGAUCGAGAUGUGGAGAAGGCUUUUCUCACUCAAUCGGCAGAGCUCUUUGCCGCUAAGACCAAGAAAUCUUUGUUGCUAGCCAACCAGGUGGGCAAUAUGUACACGCCGAGCGUCUACUCAGGUUUGGUCUCGCUGCUGAUCAGCGAGCCGGCUGCUCAGCUGGUGGGCAAACGCAUUGGCGUCUUCUCCUAUGGGUCUGGUCUAGCUGCCUCGAUGUACUCGAUUAAAGUGACGGAGGAUGCGGCUGUGUUUGAGAAGUUUGUCUCGCAGCUGGACUAUGUAUUGCCGCUGCUUAACUCAAGAGAGAAGGUCGCUCCAGAGAGGUUUUCAGAGCUGAUGGAGGUGAGGGAGAAGAACAAUCAUGCAGCGCCUUAUACGCCAACGGGCAGCAUCAGUGCUUUAUUCCCGGGCACCUAUUAUCUUAAAGAUGUGGAUGCACUGCAUCGACGUAGCUAUGAGCGCACGCCCAACAACAAUCUAACCAAUGGAGUGCAUUAACCGAAGCAGCAACAGCCGCAACAACUGAAACUUUACUUGACAAUAAUCCUCAACUACUGUUUAAAUCUAGCUGCUAUAUACUAACAAUAUACAUCUAUAUAAAUCGGUUGUACAUUUGGAUUCUUUUCAUUAAUAUUUAGCUACUCAUUUCUCUUUCGGUGAACACGGUCGUAUCUAUCUAAUGCAAUAUUAAUUAAAUAUUAUUAAGUUUAUGGCCAGGCUUAAAACAUUUUCACAAAG
Drosophila hydei is the source of this 1877-nucleotide messenger RNA. RefSeq names its product hydroxymethylglutaryl-CoA synthase 1. The record is from RefSeq and is a predicted model, not a curated record. Gene Ontology annotation, molecular function: hydroxymethylglutaryl-CoA synthase activity. Gene Ontology annotation, biological process: acetyl-CoA metabolic process. Lineage: Eukaryota; Metazoa; Arthropoda; Insecta; Diptera; Drosophilidae. The transcript has 2 exons. The coding region runs from base 240 to 1637 and encodes 465 amino acids.